AGUCAUCGUGCUCAUGUCGGGGCUCGGCAACUUGAUUCCGCUUGGGAAGAAGGAAGACAAGUCCAAGAAGAGCGAGGACCUCACGAGUGGCCUCAUCCCGAUCGGUGGCAAGGCGCCAAAGGACGACGAUAACGUCGAUGACUUUGAUCUGGACGACCUUCUGAGCGACACGCCCAAGAAGAAGGCGGAUGACUCGCCUGGCAAGUCGUCCAAGAAGAAGAGCUCCAAGUCCAAGUCAAAGUCGUCGCCAAAGUCCAAGUCGGACAAAAAAUCCAAAAAGAAAGACAAGUCGUCCAUGGACUGGGAUGCGUCCGGCGACUUGGGUGCGUCCGACGAUGCCUUUGCGUCGCCGCCCAAACCGUCGUCGUCAUCGCGGAAACCCUUGUCGUUUGAGAACGACGACGACGUCAUCGCGCAGCUAGCCAAAGGCCCCGCCAAGAAGAAAAGCAUGCAAAACCUCGAUGACGAGUUUGCCAGGGCACUUGGCUUUGACGAAUCCGAGUUCUUAUCGGCGACGAGCCCUACGAACGAUGCAGAUACCGAGGACCAGCCGCCACCGCCGAGUGCGCCGCCACCGGCACCAGAGCCGUCUUCGGCCCCCGCACCCGACGACCGGUUCUCGCUCGCGUCGUCCUUCUUUCAAGACGAUGCUGGCGAUGAGAAACCGAAAGAAGACUCGUUCUCGAGCGAUCGGCGCGGCCGCGGACGUCGUAGUAGCACAGCAAUGAUGGACGACGAUCCAUUUGCGAAAAAACCGUCCAAAAUUGAGAGCCUCGACAUCUUUGGGUCGUCGCGCCGACGCAGCGACGGCACGGACGCACCGACCAAGCCGUCUUCAACUACACCGCCGAAAGCCACCCAGGUCACCCCGCCCAAGGCAGCCACUGCCGACGUGACACCGCCCAAGACGUCCGCACCGGACAGCGAUCUGCCGGCGUUUCCUUGGAUGAAGAAGAAAACGGGAGCAGAGCCAACACCGACACCGAAGGAAACUCCACCGGUAUCCGAGACAAGAGCCGACACGGCCGAGGCAACACCGAGCUUUCCAUGGAUGCGUGCCAAGGCCGACGCACCAAAGCCCACAGACGAAGCGGUCGUCGACGACCCGCCAGCGGCGCGGCGUCGAAGUACCAAAGCUCCAAAAGAUGCUGACGAUGUGGAUCCGUUUGGUACUGACGAGACGCCGUCAUUUCCGUGGAUGAAGAAGAAGACCGAAGGAACGCCUGAUGUGACCAAGGCAGACACGAGCAGUAGUGACAUGCCAUCUUUUCCGUGGUCCAAACCAAAGGUCGACGAGCCGCCGCCGCCAAGUGCCAAGUCCAAGACACCGCCCAAAGCUAUCGAAACAAAAACCACCGACGACGACGAGUUGCCCGAGUUUCCAUGGCUUAAGAAAUCCAAUCCCAAAGAAAAUGUUCCGGCACUUCAGGAAGCCAAAGAACCGCCCAAGACUGUACCACUGGCGACGCCAUCCCCCGAGAAGCCCGUGGCGGCACCGUCACCCGAAAAACUCGAAGAGCCCCCCACACGACCCCGGCCGCGUGUUGACACGGCCCCUCCUUCAGAACCCGAGCCAUUUCGAGUGCCGGACGAGCCUGUGAUCAAUCCCAGCGUGGUACUGGAACCAACGCCAGCAGAGCCGCCACCGGCCAGCUCGCCAGCGCGGUCGCCAUCGAUACCAAUGGCCACAGAGGCUCCGCCCCGUGCGCCGUCGCCCGUGUCCCCCCGGCGCACGUCCAUCGAGGCACCGCCGUCACCAACCCACCGCGGCAGUGGCAGUGGCUUUGACAAGUCGGCAUCGUCGCCACCAAAAGCAGCAACGGGUUCGCCGACGCGGGCGCCGGGCUACGGCGGCGACGACGGCGGGGGACCGCAACGGCUCAGCCCGGCGUCCCGCGGCACAUUCCUCGACAAUACUAUGAUCGUGCCCGCAUUCAUUUCGCACCAACUUGAAGCCAGUCAGGCGCUCGUCGCGAGCUUGGAGGCGCAGGUGCAGGCGCACUCCGCCGACAAGACAGCGCUGCAGUCGGUCCACGACCAAGUGUUGUCGUCUCUCAGCCACGAGACGGCGCGGGCAGCGGGUUUUGAGAGCGAUCUUGCUGCCUCGAUGGCAGCUUGCGCGGCUGCGACAUCCGAGGCAUCGACACUCCGAGCGGGCAACGCGACGUUGACCACUCAAGUCGGUGCGCUCACGCAAGAAAAACAGGCGCUGAGCACGGAGCUCACCAUGCUACGUGUACAAGCCUCUUCGACCGCCGACCUACAAGCGCAGAUUGCCCAGCUCCUUCAAGACAAGAGCAUUCUGCAGGCCGAGCUCCAAAACGUGUCGUCCAAGCUCGUCCUGGCGCAGCGCGAUCUCUCGUCCGAACAAGCACUCCACGCGCAGAGUGUCGAGCGGUUCAAACGGCUCGAGCACGACCGCGCCCAGGAAGCCCUCCAGCAGCAGCGUUGGCGCGACGAAGAGAACCGGCACGCUGAGAAGGAGGCGGUUGAGCGGCUCUUGACCCAAGUGCGCGCGGCUGUGAGCAACCUCAAGGUGCUACAAGAGAACGUUGUGUUUGGCAAAUCCGAAGCCGACGUGCGCAGCAUGGGCGAGAACGAGUCGCGGUCGCGCCUUCUGCUCGAGAUGGAGGGCAGCUGCAAGGCGUAUAUGAGCCGGACGCAGGAAGAGUGCCAGCGUCUGCAAUCGCUGCUCUCGGCGCUUGAAACCACGAUGCGGUCGCUUCGAGGCGAGCACAUGGAGGAGAAGGAGCGACUGCGCAGCGAGCAAGCGCGUCUCGAAGAGCUCGCGUUGCACUUCAAGUCGCAAACGACACUGCUUCAAGAGCGCACCGACACCAACACCAAAGUUGUGUCGCAAACCCUCGCCAGUUAUAUCCAAGACAUUCGUAUUGCCGAAGCACGCAUGCACAAGCGCCGCGAACAGCACCAAGAAGAAGAGCGGUCGUUGCACAUGGCCCGCGCGGCGUUUGCUGCGCAGCAGGAAGAAGCGCUUCGCGACCAGCGCAUCGUCCAAGAUCGACACCAAGCCGAGGCCCAGCGGUUGAACGAAAAGCUCGGUCGACUUCGGGCCGAGAAGCACGCGUUCGAAGACAUGAUUGCGCGGUACGCGACCGAAAUGGAGACGCUGGCCGAGAUGCAGCGUCAUCUGGACAACGAGAAAGACUCCCUUCGCCACGCUGCGCAGUGCGUCGAAGCCAUGGCCGAGAAGGUCAAGGCCGCGAGCGAAGUGAGUGCGGCCAACGAGCAGCGCGCGCUGGAAGAGCGCGACCAAGCGCAAGCGAUGCUGGAAGCCAUGCACGACGAACGGCUCCGCCUCCAAAAGCACUGGAGCCAAGUCGACGAGCGCGAGCGACGGCUCCAAGAGGAAAUCAAGUACAUGGACGCGACGCGGCGCAAGCUCACCGAGGAACGGUCGAGCCUCCUCACGCACCGACGCCACGCGCGGUCGGCCACCGACUGGUCGCGCCCACCGGCACCCAUUGCGGCUGUGAGUUACGCUCGAGAGUACGAGGCGUCGACACCGCGCUCUAACCAGACGCCACCGACACCAACACCAGCAAUGUGGCGACCAGAGGCGAUGCCCCAGCAUAAGGACCCGACAGGUCUAAGUCCGUCGUUUCGGACCGAGAUGGAAGGCUUCUGGUCCAAGGGCAGCGGGAUGGAUCCGGCGACGUCGCGCCAAACGGCGCAGCUCAAGGACCGUAUGUUUCUCUCGUGUGUGGGACUGGACCACUCCAAAUACACGCCCCCGCGUGCCGGCGUACCAAUGUCCACGUACGGGCGCACGCCGUCACCAUCGCUAGGUUCGUUUGCACUCUGACAGGACAGAGAUCGCGCUGUCUUUUUAGUCCAACCAACUAUAACUUUUUUACGCAACACUGAGGAGAGCGCGACACACUCGUACCUUGGCCGUCGA
This is a messenger RNA of Saprolegnia diclina VS20, 3919 nucleotides long. RefSeq lists its product as hypothetical. Gene Ontology annotation, molecular function: zinc ion binding. The transcript has 13 exons. The record is from RefSeq and is a predicted model, not a curated record. Gene Ontology annotation, cellular component: mitochondrion. NCBI's taxonomy places the organism in Eukaryota, Oomycota, Saprolegniomycetes, Saprolegniales, Saprolegniaceae. The coding region runs from base 14 to 3823 and encodes 1269 amino acids. Gene Ontology annotation, biological process: mitochondrion organization.